Molecule: messenger RNA, 852 nt
Organism: Fonsecaea multimorphosa CBS 102226
Lineage: Eukaryota; Fungi; Ascomycota; Eurotiomycetes; Chaetothyriales; Herpotrichiellaceae
Exons: 1
Coding region: 1-852 (283 amino acids)
Molecular function (GO): oxidoreductase activity, acting on the CH-OH group of donors, NAD or NADP as acceptor
Source: RefSeq, a predicted model, not a curated record
AUGACUGACCAAAAUCAUCCCAUAUACCCGGACUUACGGGACAAAGUCGCGCUGGUCACGGGCAUCGGGCAAGACGGGCCCCCUAACGAGACGCAGAACUGGGGCAAUGGGGCCGCGACGGCGCUGGCCCUGGCCCGCAACGGCGUCAAGGUGUUUGGGUGCGACCUCAACCUCGACGCCGCCCGGCUCACGAAGUCGCGCAUCCAAGCCCUCGUCCCGGACGCCAUCGUGGACGUGGCCGUGGCCGACGUCACCAAAGCCGCGGACGUGGACCGGUUUGUUGAGGAAUGCGCCCGGAAGCACGGCGUCCGCAUCGACAUCCUCGUGAACAACGUCGGGCGCAGUGAAAAGGGCGGGCCCGCCGACAUGAGCGAGCAAGUCUGGGACGCCCAGGUCGAGAUCAACCUGAAAUCCGUCUACCUCAUGUGCCACGCGGUGCUUCCGAGGAUGGAGGCCCAGGGCUCGGGCGCGAUCAUCAACAUCAGCAGCGUCGCCAGUCUCCGGUAUGUCGGGAAGCCUCAAGUGGCAUAUUCUUCGACGAAGGCUGCGAUCACGGCAUUCACCAAGCACACGGCCGUCAUCUACGCGAAGAAGGGCGUCCGUCUCAACGUCGUCUUACCGGGGCUUAUGUUCACGCCGCUCGUACAGACCCUGGCUAAUAAGUAUGCGGACGGCGACUACGAAGGAUUCGUGCAGACCAGACACAACCAGGUGCCCACGGGCAAGAUGGGGUCCUCGUCCGACGUCGCCAACGCCGUCGUCUUCCUCGCGAGUAAUGUUGCUGCCGGCUACAUCACGGGCCAGAAGCUUGUGGUUGACGGUGGCCUUGUGUCGAGCACCGGCAGGACGUAG